Fukomys damarensis (Damara mole-rat) is the source of this 967-nucleotide messenger RNA. RefSeq names its product proteasome 20S subunit alpha 1 (gene Psma1). Gene Ontology annotation, biological process: ubiquitin-dependent protein catabolic process. NCBI's taxonomy places the organism in Eukaryota, Metazoa, Chordata, Mammalia, Rodentia, Bathyergidae. The coding region runs from base 98 to 889 and encodes 263 amino acids. The transcript is spliced from 10 exons. The record is from RefSeq and is a predicted model, not a curated record. Gene Ontology annotation, cellular component: proteasome core complex; nucleus; proteasome core complex, alpha-subunit complex.
CACGCAGACCGCUCUGUCGAUCGCCGAGCGGAAGUUUCGGCAGUUCUGCUGGAUUCGCCGUUUUGCUGUAGCCUCGUAUCUUGGUCCGGCCUGAACGAUGUUUCGCAACCAAUAUGACAAUGAUGUCACCGUUUGGAGCCCACAGGGCAGAAUUCAUCAAAUUGAAUAUGCAAUGGAAGCUGUUAAACAAGGUUCUGCCACAGUUGGUCUAAAAUCAAAAACCCAUGCAGUGUUGGUUGCAUUGAAGAGGGCACAGUCAGAGCUUGCAGCUCACCAGAAAAAAAUUCUCCAUGUUGACAACCAUAUUGGUAUCUCUAUUGCCGGACUUACUGCUGAUGCUAGACUCUUAUGUAAUUUUAUGCGACAGGAGUGUUUGGAUUCCAGAUUUGUAUUUGACAGACCACUUCCCGUGUCUCGUCUUGUAUCUCUAAUUGGAAGCAAGACCCAGAUACCGACACAGCGGUAUGGCCGGAGACCAUAUGGUGUUGGGCUGCUUAUUGCUGGUUACGACGAUAUGGGCCCUCACAUUUUCCAGACCUGUCCAUCUGCUAACUAUUUUGACUGCAGAGCUAUGUCUAUUGGAGCCCGUUCUCAAUCAGCUCGUACUUACUUGGAGAGACAUAUGUCUGAAUUUAUGGAGUGCAAUUUAAACGAACUGGUUAAGCAUGGUCUACGUGCCUUAAGAGAGACACUUCCUGCAGAGCAAGACCUGACUACUAAGAAUGUUUCCAUUGGAAUUGUUGGUAAAGACUUGGAGUUCACAAUCUAUGAUGAUGAUGAUGUGUCUCCAUUCCUGGAAGGCCUUGAAGAAAGACCACAGAGAAAGGCACAGCCUGCACAACCUGCUGAUGAACCUGCAGAAAAAGCUGAUGAACCAAUGGAACAUUAAUAAGCCAGUCUCUAUAUGUAUCAUCAAAUGUGUAAGAAUGCAGGAACACAUACUGAUGAGAGUAAUCUAAACUAUGAA